Chroicocephalus ridibundus (black-headed gull) is the source of this 547-nucleotide messenger RNA. It is a transcript of the gene HTD2, whose product is annotated as hydroxyacyl-thioester dehydratase type 2. The record is from RefSeq and is a predicted model, not a curated record. Gene Ontology annotation, cellular component: mitochondrion. Gene Ontology annotation, biological process: fatty acid biosynthetic process. NCBI's taxonomy places the organism in Eukaryota, Metazoa, Chordata, Aves, Charadriiformes, Laridae. The coding region runs from base 1 to 507 and encodes 168 amino acids. The transcript has a single exon. Gene Ontology annotation, molecular function: (3R)-hydroxyacyl-[acyl-carrier-protein] dehydratase activity.
AUGUUGCAGCCCUUCAGGUAUGGAAUUUCUGGAGGGGAUUUCCGACAAAGAACCUUGACAAAGCUAACAGUUAUCAACUCACUGCUCGGACGUGCUCUGCUUCAGAGUUUACACGUAAAAGUUGGAGACAAAGCUGAACUUACCAAAGCUUUCACACAGAAUGAUAUUAUUACUUUCUCUGAUUUAACAGGUGACACAAAUCCUUUGCAUUUAAAUGAAGAUUUUGCAAAGAAGUCUAGGUUUGGGAGAACUAUUGUGCACGGAGUUUUGAUCAAUGGACUUAUUUCUGCAGUUCUGGGUACUAAAAUGCCCGGUCAAGGUUGUGUAUUUCUUUCUCAGGAGAUCCGAUUUCCAGCUCCUUUGUAUACUGGAGAAGAAGUCACAGCUGCAGCGGAAGUUAAACGACUGAAGGGUUCUAUUGCGCACAUUUCAGUGUCGUGUAAAGUCAAAGAAAGUGGAAAGACUGUUAUGGAAGGGCUGGUGAAAGUCAUGGUGUCAGACAGUUAGAGCUGUUGAUCCUCUGUUGCUUUGCUAUAAAGGUCAGAAA